UGGAUCACUGGCUCUACAGAGGUCAGUCGGGCACUGCUAGGCAAAUCUCUUUUCUUCUCCAUGGAUCUGGGCUGGUAGGGGGGAGUGACCGUGAUGUCAUCUGAGAGCCGGGUUGAGCCCCGUCAGCACAGAGAAGAGCCAGCUGCUGGACAGAGACAGGACACACAGCAUGUCCGUGGAUACACACAGCAGACGAUGAGCGGCCUGGGCCAAUCAGACGAGGAGGAGAAGGGCAGCCCGCUGAAUGCUGGGGUUGAGGUGGUGGUGCCACAACAUGUGAAUGGAGCUGGAAUGCAGAAGGAGAAGAGCAAGGAGAUAAGGAGACGGGCCGCUCAGAUGCACAGAGUAAAACAUCUGGAUGCAGCCCCGCCAGGUUCGGUGAGCAACUCAAUUGUUGAGAGGGACAGAGACAAGCGGCCUGAAGAUCCACGGGGCCCUGGACCCUUCUUCUUCUUUGGGGGGAGCAAUGGGGCCUCCAUAGUUGUUUCAUAUUGUGAGGGUCGAGGCUGGCAGCGCAUAUUUGACAAGACCAGGACGGACUACAAGCUCAAAUGGUGUGAAACUAAAUCACCUGCUACCUACAACGGCUUCAAAGCAGGUGGCCAAUUGCUUUACCAGAUACCCAAUAAUAAGGUCUUGACCACUAAGAUUGGCCUUCUGAACAGCCUACGGGAAUAUGACAGAGUCAGCAGCAAGGUUAAUUAUGGAUGUGGAAACAGGAGGAUGAAGCUUGAGGACUUCUUUCCUGUCACUUUCCGUAUGGAUAUGAAGGAUGAGAGAGAAGCUUACUUUAAAGGAAUAUGCAAUGAUAAAUCCAGCAUGUGGAUCUGCAAGCCGACAGGCCUUAAUCAGGGUCGUGGUAUUUUUCUACUGCGGAUGCCAGAAGACAUCACAGCAUUCAGAGAACGACUGCAGAACACAAUGGAGAAGAACAGGAAGUCGCCUUUCAAUACGCCACAAGCUCUGAUUGUUCAACGGUACAUCGAGAACCCUUUGCUACUAAAAGGCCGGAAAUUUGAUGUGCGGUCAUACUUUCUAAUUGCUUGCACCUCGCCAUACAUGGUGUUUUUUCGCCAUGGUUAUGUCCGAUUGACAUGUAACCUUUAUGACCCCAACUCUGACAAUAUCACAGCCCACUUGACCAAUCAAUACAUGCAGAAGAAACACCCUCUCUACAGCCUGCUAAAAGAGGAGACCGUUUGGUCCAUGGAGCGCUUCAAUACAUACAUUAAUGAGACAUACAUGCUGUCAAAGGGUCUGCCUAAAGAUUGGGUUCUGGGUCCUUUCGCAAAAAGGAUGCAAACUGUCAUCAUGCAGUGCUUUCAAGCCGUCAAAGCCAAGCUGGACUGCAAACUUGGUUACUUUGACCUAAUUGGCUGUGACUUCAUGAUUGAUGAGGAUUUCAAGGUCUGGUUGCUCGAGAUGAACUGUAACCCUGCCCUGCAUACUAACUGUGAAGUACUGAAAGAUGUGAUACCACGGACAGUCAAUGAGGCACUUGACCUUUCUUUGGAAAUCUUUAAUAAGUCUUGCUGUGGACUGAAACUGCUUCCACUAAACAGUCGAAGAGAGUUUCUAUUUCUGUAUGGUGGUGAGACAGCGGCCAUAACCAAACAGAGGCAAAACAAAACCACCGGGCCCUUCUUGACCCUCCAUUCGAAGAGUUGCUCCACCCACGACAACACAGAUAAAACUGUUGCCUUAGAAACACAAACAGGGAAAUCAACUAAUAGGUACAACAAGUGUUCUGAAACUCAAGGCAAAUUUCCUUUCUCUUCCACCGCCAUCCACUCUUCCACUGUUUUGUCCAAUACCAGCCCACCUUCACAGCAGCCAAUGAAACAACAUGCAGCAGUAGCAGCUAUAACACAGAAGCCUCUGACAUCCAAAGCUCAAGAAACAAACCAGUCUCGACCAUACCAGUCCAGACCUGUCCGUGCACGUGUGGAGUUGCACCUCAGCAAGUGCACCUGGCAUCAACCUGCAGUGAUAUCCAACCUCAACGUGCCUCCACAACCGGUGAGAAGGGCUAUCACGUCAUUGUCUACACCAGCCCUGAGCAAAGGCUCAAACCCCACACAAAGACUUGGAACUCAAGGCUGGCAGACAGACAAAAUUAUGCAUAUGAGUUACAACCUAAAGAUGUCCCAGAUUCAAUUGGCUGAGCCAUACUCCCUCCACACUGUGGGGACAGAAAAGAAAGAGCCCAAAGAAAAGAAAAAGGAAGAUGACACUGCACUUUUACAUCAAAAGAGUUAUUAUAAGGGCUUCUUCUCAAAAUAAUUAGAAUUUGCUUCUCCUUAUGACU
Rhinichthys klamathensis goyatoka is the source of this 2308-nucleotide messenger RNA. RefSeq names its product tubulin tyrosine ligase-like family, member 10 (gene ttll10). Lineage: Eukaryota; Metazoa; Chordata; Actinopteri; Cypriniformes; Leuciscidae. The record is from RefSeq and is a predicted model, not a curated record. The transcript has 11 exons. Gene Ontology annotation, biological process: protein modification process. The coding region runs from base 94 to 2283 and encodes 729 amino acids.